This is a messenger RNA of Trichoderma asperellum CBS 433.97, 2541 nucleotides long. RefSeq lists its product as uncharacterized. Gene Ontology annotation, cellular component: condensin complex. Gene Ontology annotation, biological process: mitotic chromosome condensation. The record is from RefSeq and is a predicted model, not a curated record. Gene Ontology annotation, molecular function: chromatin binding. NCBI's taxonomy places the organism in Eukaryota, Fungi, Ascomycota, Sordariomycetes, Hypocreales, Hypocreaceae.
AUGCCUCGGGUCGCUCAGGUGCCACGCGCAGGUGGCGCCUCGUCCAUCUCGGGGUCGCCAUUCAAAUCUCCCGUCAAAAUCCCCCUCAACGACGACGCGCAAGAAAAGGGUCAACGAAUGAACAACAGAAAGGCCCUUCAGGAGAAGCAGAUAAAUGAGAUCAAGAGAGCGGCCACCCCACGCAAGAGCCUCCGGCUAGAAGACUUUGAGAAUGCUUCACAAAGCCCCUAUCCCGGCACGCCUCGGGGCGCAAGAGUGCUGGAUGAUGGCGACGACCCCAUCAUGGUGGGAGGCGUCUCCGUGACGCCGAUGAAGCGCGUCCCCAUUCUGGCAAACUUCGAGGAGUGGAUGAAGAUGGCCACUGACAACAAGAUCAAUGCGACCAAUUCGUGGAAUUUUGCCCUCAUCGAUUACUUCCAUGAUAUGUCGCUGCUCAAGGAGGGCGAUGGUGUCAACUUCCAAAAAGCGAGCUGUACUCUUGAUGGCUGUGUCAAGAUCUACACCAAUCGAAUCGAUAGCGUAGCAACCGAGACGGGCAAGCUGUUGAGUGGCCUCGCAGACAGCAAUAACAAGAAGAAGGACCGCGACGCCGAAGAGGGGGCCGGCGAAGGUGAAGAGAGCGAGGAAGAGGUUGAUGCGGAUGGCAACGUCAAAAAGAAGACGAAGAAGAAGGUUCAGAGAUCAUCCGAAGCAACGCUUGCGCCAUCAUUCGCUUCGUUACAACUCAAAAAAUUCGAGCUUGAAUUCGCCGUCGAUCCACUCUUCAAAAAGGCCUCUGCCGACUUCGACGAGGGAGGCGCCAAAGGUCUAUUACUUAACCACCUAAUGAUUGACUCACAAGGCCGCAUUGUUUUUGACAGUAGCGAUGAUGCCGGCGAUGCAGAUAAGAGUAAGAAAGAGGACCAACUAGACGAAGACGAAGACCAAGCCGUGGAGGAUGGCGAAGGCGUCCAGCAAAGCCAUUUAGACCUUGAUCAGGACCACCAUAUGGAUAUAGACCAAGAUCAAGACCAAGUCCAAGAUCAGGACCAAGACCAAGAGCCGGAUGUUCCCGAGGUAGAGAUUGACGUUACAGCGCUCGGCCAGCGCUUCUUUCCUGACCUUGGCCUACUGGAUGAACUCGAUAUUUGCCCGUCCCUGAAGAGCUUCGAACUCGGAGAUCCCUCUGGAUCUAUCAACAUCCCUUUUUUGAAGGCUCCUGAAGACUGGAGGCACGACCAGGAUAAGCCCGGCGCCCCUGGCAAUAAAUCUGGCAUGUUCAUUGAUGAAGAUGCACCGGCUGGCUUUGAUGAUGAAGAUCUGGGCCUUGGCGACUUUGAUACACUCGGCGAUGUUGCUUUUGGCGAGGGUGGUGAAGCCUGGGCCCGCGAGGCUGCUCUUGAACCUCAAAUGCGUGUAUAUGACGCUGGAACAGAUGGCGGAGAAGGCGGGGAUGGGGAGGGCUUUGACGAGAACGGCGAAUAUAUUGUGUCCAUGGGCAACUCGCAAAAUGCAGACAAGAUGCAUCAAGACAUACUGAGUUUCUUUGACCAAGCAUUGCAAAAGAACUGGGCCAGCGCGGAGCAUUGGAGAAUUCGCAAGAUUAAAGACGUCAACAAGCCGUCAGGGGAGGCUAAGAAGCGCAAAGAAAAAGAGCCGUUUGAAAUCGACUUUUCUUCGCCUCUCAGCCCUAGCCAGUCCGACCUCAUUUAUACACAAGCCUCCAGCAAUUCAGCUGUCUGUUUACCCAAAAAGGACUGGAAGUCCAAGUCUCGAAACCUACUUCCUGACGACAAACAUUUUAGCUCAAAAUCCCUAUUGAAUCUCUUCCUCAAGCCCAGGGCUCGCCUAGCUCGAAAACGGCCAGGAUUUGGCUCACGCACAGGCGCGCAGGGUUAUGGCUCUCAAGACAGCCAGCCAGUGGGAGACUUGGAUGAAGCAUUCUGGGCGCAGCAGAAGGCGCCCGAGGACGCCGCCUUGCCUGAAGGCGAUUAUGACGCCAACUUCUUCCAAGACGACGAUGGUCUGCCAUUCCCCGGUGGCGAUGACCCAGAUGAUGAUGAUCUUGAGUUUUCAGACGCUCGAGAACAUCUUUCACCAGGAGCUGAGGGAGAUAUGGGCAUGACAGAAGGAGUGGGAAUGACCGCUAUGUUGAAUGGAGACACUAUGAACACAAUGGGCGCCUUUGGCACAACACUAGUGACUCAAACGCGCCGUGUGCGACCUGAAUAUGUUCAGUUUGCCAGGGUAGCAAAGAAGGUGGACGUAAGGCGACUCAAAGAAGAAAUCUGGAAAGGCAUGGGCCUAGAAGAGCUAGAGGAGUCCCCUGCACCACCGCCAAACUCAGAGGAAGAGACUACGCUCAAAUUCACCGAGGUGAUGAAUGGGCUGCAGUCAGUAUACCCCAAACCUGCUAUGGCAGACAUUUCCACCUCGUUUUGCUUCAUAUGUCUGCUUCAUUUGGCAAACGAGAAGGGACUUGUGAUUGAAAAUACAGAGGGGCUGAAUGAGUUGGAUAUUCGGAAAGACUGGACGGCUGAAAUCACAGAGGGCGCCGUAUAA